Messenger RNA from Scomber scombrus (Atlantic mackerel), 4431 nucleotides. It is a transcript of the gene ltk, whose product is annotated as leukocyte receptor tyrosine kinase. Gene Ontology annotation, cellular component: membrane; signaling receptor complex. Lineage: Eukaryota; Metazoa; Chordata; Actinopteri; Scombriformes; Scombridae. Gene Ontology annotation, biological process: protein phosphorylation; cell surface receptor protein tyrosine kinase signaling pathway; multicellular organism development. Gene Ontology annotation, molecular function: transmembrane receptor protein tyrosine kinase activity; ATP binding. The record is from RefSeq and is a predicted model, not a curated record. The transcript is spliced from 28 exons. The coding region runs from base 1 to 4431 and encodes 1476 amino acids.
AUGCCAGUUGUCAGCAGUACCUGCAACGCUCUUUUGGACAGAUUUCUGGAGGAGAACUUCUCAGACCAGCUGUUUCCUCAUCACUUGGACUCAGAUCAUGACAGCCAAAUUAACUCCUGUGAUUUUGAGUCUGUGUGCCUCUGGACGUUAUCAAAUCACAGCCACCACAAUGACUGGUCUGUGGUGUCUCCAAAGCAACCAGAAAACGCACAGGCUGGGAUGAUGCCUGUCACCGACCACUCAGUGGGAAGCUCUGACGGGCACAUACUUCUCUUAAGUUCCUCCCCUGCUGCUGAGGCUUCUGGGAGAUGCGAGUACCACUUAACCAGCCCAGUGCUGACAGGAAGUGACCAGCACUGCAUUUUGCAUUUGGCUCUGUAUGAAACCAGUCCAGCUGUGGGGAACCUCAUGGUCCUGAUCAAACCAGUUCUUUCAGGUUCAGCUGUUAAGUCUGUGGGCCUCAACCACAGGGGACGAGAUGAACGCAGGUCUGAAUGGGAAAUUCUGGAGACUGUGAUUGGCCAGGUGGAUGAGCCCUUUCAGGUUACUCUACUCUACACUUCCUGUUUGGGUGAAGACAAAGCCACUGUGGCUCUGGACUCUCUGGAGCUCAUAGACUGUGAACCAGGUGCUCUUCCAUUUGGCUCACACUGCUCAUUUGAAUGGGAUGUUUGUGGUUGGUCUGUGUCCAACCAGCGCUCGGCAUGGAGGAGGGUCGCUGGAGACAAACUCUUGGAGAACGAAGACAUGCAAGGUGUCACUCUGCAGAGUACACCAGGGCACUUCCUGUUUCUGCAGGUGAGGGAGAGUAAUUCCCUUCGAGAAGCGUCCAUUCGGAGCUCUUCUUUCCCUCCUCCAGUCUCCACUAAUGCCUGCCAGAUGCGUUUUUCUCUGUACCUGUUUGGAGACUUUAAUGGUUCAUUGUUGGUGGCUAUAGAAGAGAAUAAGAGUGCCACCACGCCAUUGGUCUGGGAGCGAAAUGGUCAAUGGACGGAUGACUGGGAAGAUGUUGCCCUGCAGCUGACCGGCCUUCAUAAUGAGUUCCAUGUUAAGGUGACAGCAGUGUGGGGACAAGGCUCCAAUGCCGAUAUCGCUCUUGAUGAUAUCGCAAUUGGAGCAGCCUGCUUUGACACAGAUCUCAACUCUUUCCUGCCCAUGGCCGACUUGGAGGAUUUCUUAAGCCCCCUUCCAGAGCCUUCAGCCUCAGAGGUUUCUUUGAUGACGUGGUGGUUUAAUUCAUGUGGUGCCAGUGGACCCUAUGGUCCGACCCAGGCCCAGUGUGAUAGUACCUACAGGAACAAAAAUGUCAGCGUCACUGUGGGGAAGGACGGCCCCUUGAAAGGAGUCCAAAUAUGGAGGGUCCCUGCUACUAACAGAUACAUGAUCUCUGCCUAUGGGGCUGCAGGAGGGAAAGGAGCCAAAAACCACAACAAACGCAACCACGGGGUCUUCAUAUCAGCCAUAUUUCCUCUGGAGAAAGGAGACAUACUUUACAUCUUGGUCGGCCACCAGGGAGAGGACGCGUGCCCAGGGAGAAAUCCCCACACCCAGAAGAUCUGCCUGGGAGAGUCGUCAGUGAUUGAAGACGACCUCAGGGGAGAGGCGGGUGCAGAGUGGGCUGGGGGAGGAGGUGGAGGAGGGGGAGCUACUUACAUCUAUAAGAUGGAGGGCAGUGAGCUGGUUCCCUUGCUGAUUGCAGCUGGUGGUGGAGGAAAUGCCUACCUGGAAGACCCAGAAUCCAGUCUGGACCAGAUACCACUGGAACAAUACGAAAACAGUACCAUGGCUCCCAGUACCAACGGUCAAACCGGCGCUGCAGGUGGAGGUGGAGGCUGGAAAGACAGUCCCAGUCCACUACUGAGGGCUGGCAAGUCUCUGGUGGAGGGUCCUGAGGGGGGGUCCUCAUGUCCUUUGGCCCUGUCCAAACUCAGCUGGUCCACCUUCGGGGGGUUUGGAGGUGGAGGUGGGGCCUGCACAGCUGGAGGAGGGGGAGGAGGGUACAGAGGAGGUGACGCUGCACUGACGGAUGAGAUAACAGCCGACGGUCAGGCUGGAAUCUCAUUCAUUCAUCCAAUGGGAGAAAUUUUCCUGCAGCCUUUAGCAGCCAUGGAGAGUCACGGUGAGUGUGAGAUCAAGGUGCAGCUGAACUGUAGCCACUGCCAGACGCAGAGCUGCAAACGAGAGAAAGACACUCACCUUAUCCUCUGUCUCUGCCAUGAUGAUGAAGUCCUGGCCAGCGAUAACCUUACAUGUAUCGGUGCUGUAGCAGCUCCCCAAGGCCCGGCUCCACAGGGCCAGAUGUCCGCAACUUUGAUCCUGGCAGUCGUGACCUCCACCAUUGCGAGUGGCAUUGCACUGAUCUGCGCCAGCGUCAUCCUCAUGUGGUACCGCAGGAAGAACGAUCUGCAUGCAGUGAGGGGGCGUCUGCAGAGUCCAGAGUACAAGCUGAGUAAAAUCCGCUCCUCCACCAUCAUGACGGACUACAACCCUAACUACUGCUUCGCAGGGAAGGCUGCUUCACUCAGUGAGCUGAAGGAAGUACCGCGCAAGAACAUCACACUUCUCAGGGCUCUUGGCCAUGGAGCAUUUGGCGAAGUCUAUGAAGGGCAGCUUCUAGGGAUGAGCGGUGAUAAUAGCCCCAUGCAGGUGGCCAUAAAGACUCUUCCUGAAAUCUGCUCAGAACAGGAUGAAAUGGAUUUCCUGAUGGAGGCGCUGAUUAUGAGCAAGUUCAGCCAUGAGAACAUUGUGCGCUGCAUCGGUGUCAGUCUCAACAUCCUGCCACGUUUCAUCCUGCUGGAGCUGAUGACUGGAGGAGACAUGAAAAGCUUCCUGAGAAAGAACAGGCCACGAGCUGGCCAAACCUCUUCUCUCACCAUGAGGGAACUGUUGAGGAUGGCCAGAGACAUCGCUUGUGGCUGUCGCUACCUGGAGGAGAACCACUUCAUACACAGAGACAUUGCUGCUAGAAAUUGCCUGCUUACCUGCCCUGGACCAGACAGAGUUGCCAAGAUUGGAGACUUUGGCAUGGCACGAGACAUAUACAGAGCCAGCUAUUACAGGAAAGGCGGUCGUGCCAUGCUGCCAGUCAAAUGGAUGCCACCUGAGGCCUUCAUGGAGGGAAUCUUCACCUGCAAGACUGAUACAUGGUCAUUUGGAGUGCUACUGUGGGAGAUACUCUCUCUUGGUUACAUGCCGUAUCCAUGCAAGACUAAUCAGGAGGUGCUGGAGUUUGUCACCAGUGGAGGCAGGAUGGACCCUCCAAAGGGCUGCCCAGGGCCUGUUUAUCGAAUCAUGACCCAGUGUUGGCAACACUGUCCCGAACACCGGCCCAACUUCUCAACUAUUCUGGAGAGAAUAAACUACUGCACUCAGGAUCCAGAUGUGAUCAACACACCUCUACCAGUGGAAUAUGGUCCCACCACAGAGGACGAUGGCAGCACAGUAAUCCGUCCCUCUGACCACACCCCCAGCAGCCUCUCUCCUCUCCUGGUAUCUCACCCUGUUUCCCAGGAUGCAUCCUCCCAGCUGGGUCUCCCCCCUCUUCCUCCACAGCCCACCAAACCCCGCCUGCUCCUCCAGAGAACCCAACCUGUCCACCAUGAAGUGACAUCAUGCCACGAGGCGCUGGAGCCAUCCUGGGCCGAGCCUGUUCCUGCCCCUGGUUUACCGAUGUCAGCAGCAGCACCGGGUGUAUGCACAGGAGGCCACUGGCUCCACCCUGAGCCUCCCCACCACCAGCCAUGCUCCAGAAACAGCUCCUCCUCAGGGAGCCAGAGGCUGAAGAACAAAACCAAGAACCUGUGGAACCCCACAUACGGCUCCUGGGUCUUGGAAAACUUCAGAGGGAAGAAAAGCCUUGCUCACACACAGUCCAUGCCACUCUCAAGCUCCACAUCCUCCAACUCCAACACACAGGCUCCACAGACCUACAACACAACCUCAGAGUGCAGCGAGGCAGGAUGUGACAGUGCCAACUGCACCCAUCUUAGUCCUUCUAGCCUCUGCACUUCCUCAUCUCCCUCUCCUUCCUGUCAAGCUGCCCCGAGCAUGUCCUCCCAUAAGAGCCCAACAGGCGGCACAACUGCAAAAGCUGGCAUGGACCUGGCUAAGCUCCAGAGUUUCCCCUGUGGCAACGUCAACUAUGCCUAUGAUGAGCAAAGCUACGAGGCAGAGAGCCUGCCUUUGGUUAUUCCUAAAGCCCCAGAAGCCAUCACAAACACCAGCUCUGCCCCCAGUGUCUCCUCAGGGACCACCCUGGGACUGGCGCUUGGCCUUCAUAGUUCUUCAUCUUGUAUGCCCAAGCUGCUGCUGAAGCGUCACGCCAGCUACGGACACGAGGAUGUGAGGAGACACACCAAAGCUGAGAAACCAACACGCGACCGAGACUCAGGGUUUUCUCUGUCAGAAGACCUCAGCGUUACCCCAAUGUAA